Molecule: messenger RNA, 3335 nt
Organism: Doryrhamphus excisus (bluestripe pipefish)
Lineage: Eukaryota; Metazoa; Chordata; Actinopteri; Syngnathiformes; Syngnathidae
Gene: zbtb2b
Product: zinc finger and BTB domain containing 2b
Biological process (GO): regulation of transcription by RNA polymerase II
Cellular component (GO): nucleus
Molecular function (GO): protein binding; DNA-binding transcription factor activity, RNA polymerase II-specific
Source: RefSeq, a predicted model, not a curated record
UGGCUGGCUCCUUCGCCACAGUCAUGUGAUUGUAACGUAAAACCCCCUAAACCGGAAAACAACCGACGACCCUCUCCGCCGCCGCUACAAAGCUGCUGGGAGCCCGGAGAGGACGGACGGACGGCGCAGAGCAGGAGUCCCCCACCCCGGUGACAAACAGACGGUGGCGGCGGCACGGCAACGACGAUUCAGACAGACGGCGAGUGCUAAGGUUGAAUAAUGGAGUUGGCCAACCACGGUCUUAUCCUGCUGCAGCAGCUCAACGCUCAGAGGGAGUUUGGCUUCCUGUGUGACUGCACGGUGGCUAUAGGAGACGUCUUCUUCAAAGCCCACAAGGCCGUGCUCGCCGCCUUCUCCAACUACUUCAGAAUGCUCUUCAUUCACCAGGACAGCGACUGCGUGCGUCUGAAGGCGGCCGACAUCCAGCCUGACAUUUUCAGCUACCUUCUCAACCUGAUGUACACUGGCAAGCUGGCCCCCCAGCUCAUCGACCCCACUCGGCUGGAGCAAGGGGUGCGCUUCCUCCACGCCUACCCUCUCCUGCAGGAGGCCAGCCAGUCAGCGUACUCCCAUCCGGAGCAGAGCCUCAACCUCUCCACCUCCCUCUACGGCAUCCAGAUCGCCGACCAGCAGGCGGCGCUGUCGGCGAGGAGGACGCUCUCCUCACCCGUCGACAUGGAGCAGCUCCCCGCGGCCGCCACAGCUCCGUCCAAGCUCUCCCCGCCAGAAGCGGAGGCCUCCACCAGCGGCGCGCAGCCUGCCACUGAAGAGGGGGCGGGGUCAGACAUGCUGACAAGCGCUGAUGUGGCCUCCGCCAACGCCAUCCUGCACGUGAAGCCCAGCAUCAUGAAGAGGACCUCCUCCUUCAGGAAGCACUACUCCUGCCACCUAUGCAGGAGUCGCUUCAACCAGAGGAGCCUGCUCAGGGAGCACCUCCUGCAGCACACCCAAGCGCUGGCACAAAGCUCAGGGGAGCUCAGCAGCGCCCCCUCCCCCCUAAUGCCUGCUGACCAGACCAUGCUGGAAGGAAGCAAAGCCAGCACCUCCGUGGAGAUCAUCAGCGACAGCGAGCAAACGCCGGCUUCGGGCAACAACUCCGACUCCCCCCGGGCUGAGGUGUCCACCUCCGGGUGGGGGAUGGGCGGUUUAAACUCCCAGGCGGACACGCCGCCCCCGUCGGACAUUGCGGACAUCGACAACCUGGAGACCGCCGACCUGGACCGUGAGCUGAAGCGGCGGAAAUACGAGUGCUGCACUUGCGGCCGUAAGUUCAUCCAAAAGAGCCACUGGCGAGAGCACAUGUACAUCCACACGGGCAAGCCCUUCAAGUGCAGCGCCUGCGGCAAGAGCUUCUGCCGCGCCAACCAGGCCGCCCGCCACGUGUGCCUCAAUCAGGGUGCCGACGCCUACACACUGGUGGACCGGCAGAGCAUGGAACUGUGUGCGGCGGGCGACGACAGCAGCCAGAUGGAGGCCAUGUUCCUGGCCUCCUCCAAGCCCUACAAGUGUAACAUCUGCGCCACCACCUUCUCCAGUCCCAACGAGGUCAUCAAGCACCUUUGCUUCACCCAGGGGGGCUUGGCGGGGCUGCAGGGGAAUGCCACCGCGGGAAUGCUGGUGCAGCACGAGGAGGUUUCCAAAGACGACGGAUCCGAUUUGUCCAACUCGGGCACGCCGCUCGACGCCAUCAAAGUGGAGGACGUGCUGGUGGAGUAGCGGCGCCACGUUUCCCAAAAUGAUCUUUCAUGGGUAAGCUAACAGACGUCAGUCAGGGCCUUUGUCAGCCCGUCGCGUUCACAGGGACGCCACCGCCAUCUGGCCUCACCUCGCAGGGAGGGGUCUUUUACUCUCAAACAGGAAGCGAGAGGCCCGACUUAGAGAUGUUUGACUGCACACAACUCAAGCAUGCUUUGGCUGCAGGGAGACGAACGGGGACAAAACGCCUGAGACAAUCUGGCUCUUGCUGUCUUCCUUUUGACUUCAGAUGAGUUUUUUCCAUCGACUUUAAUGUAAGCUGCAACUUCUCUUUGGUUGUUGGUGUCCGUGUCUGUCCACCACUGGAAAAGCACACUUACUUUGACAGUAUCUUGCUUUGGUCCCCUCUAAACUAAUGGAAGCCCGUUUCCCCCCCACGGAAAGAAAAACACUAAUCGUGAGAUAAAAAGGCCAAGUUAUAGGCUAAGAAAGUCAAAUAAUGGGGUCAAAGGUGGAACUGAUGUGAUAGGAAAGUCAUCAUGAGAUAAAAAGUUGAAUAUAGGAGACAAACUGCACAUCGUCACACGGGACACAUUUUCAUUUUUAAUCUCAUGAUUAUGACUUCUUAUCCUAUUUCAACCUUUUAUCUCAUGAUUACUACUUGAUUAUCAUGAUUUGAAAUUACAGGUCAUAAUUGUUAUCUCAUAAUUGACUUUUUAUUAGCUCAUUUCCACCAUUUUGACUUAGCAUUGGCAUUGCUCAGUGGCGGAAACAGGCGUCCAUAUAAGUGUGCCAUUUUUCACUAUUAUUUGAUACUCCAUCCCCACACAGAUUUUAUCUUUUUGAAUAUCAACUUGAAUGCACCCCCUAAAUAUUUUUCAGGCUAGUUUUUGAAAAAUUUACAAAGAACCUAUGAAGAGAAAAUGUAGCUUUUAUGUGUAGAUUUCCAUGAGGGAUGGCCAAGAUAGACCAUUACCAUAACUUAGAUAUUUUAACGCCCUGCUAGGAAUAAUCAAUAGAGUUGUCAUUACAUAGAAUCCAUCUCGCUAUAAUAUUGUAGUAAGAUACAAUUCCUUAUAUCGUCCCAAAGAAAAGCAUGCAUCUCCAGAUUUUAUAAAAACAAACUAUUUUUAAAUGCCCCCCCCAAAAAAAAAAAUCAUGUCAUGUUUUUUUAUGUGGGGAAAAAAGGUCUCAAAAUGUGGAGGUGCGUGCUGUUAAAUAAAGUGAAAUGAUUUAGUUUAAUAUGCCCCCGCCCCCGCUCCUCCAUAGAGGCACGGAGUAAACAUUAAAAGCCGUGGUUGUUAUGGCAGUAUACCGCUAGAUGGCGCCGCUGAGAGGUCCAGCACUCUGACCAGUCAUCAAAAACAUCCUCCAGUCAUCGUGUGCGUGUGCGUGCGUGCGUGUGUGUGCAAGACAAGUGGCUAUCUCAGGAAGUUGAGAAGUUUGACACCGUCCUGUCUGUCCUUCACCUUGUUUAUGACAUGAGGACUAGUCCAUCCCAUAAUACUUGAGUUAACACAUGAUGUCCCCGCCACCCUACUGUGAUCAAUGUGCUCUCAGGAAUGUCAGUCUUUUUAUUUUUCUCUAUCAACUACUUUUUUAAAGUGAAGAGCAAACAAAUAAAAUGUGUCUUUUGAUAA